CUUCCUACUUCUCAGAGGCCUGACUCCACUCUAGACCGUAGUUGGGGUAAAAAAGUACGCAAAGUGGAAGAGGCAAGAUAUGUAGUGCAAGAAGAAAGACAAAAGGAGCUUGAUGAAACAGAGAAGCAUAUCCAAACCAGGAUCAUGUAUGAAGAAGGAACUCACCUCCUCACCUCUAUGGAAGACAAAAUCAGGGAGUGGGUAUUUCAAAAAAAAAAUGAAACUGGCAAAUUCCCUGAUUUGCCUGAAGAAGAGGAGGGAGGAUCUUCAGCCAUCGUGGGUCUGGUGCCACCAGAUGAGGAUGCCACCAGUGAGGAUGCACGGUCACUUGCAGAGAAAAAGAGUGAGCGAGAGAGGGUGAGAGAGCAAGCUAAGCAGAAGAAGAAGAAAGAAGAGGAAGAGCGUUCUAUCUGUUUGCGUCCCUCUAGCUAUAUGAUAGCUUUGCAGAUAGCAUGUGAUCAGUAUCAAGGAUUCCCCAGAGUGGAGCUGCCUCUGGCAUUUUACCUCUGCCAGCUUUUCCAUGGAAUGAUUAUCACUGUUUCUGUGUCAGAAACCCAUAUCUGUGUGUUGAACACAUAG
Messenger RNA from Portunus trituberculatus (swimming crab), 579 nucleotides. Its product is annotated as dynein regulatory complex protein 11-like. The transcript is spliced from 4 exons. Lineage: Eukaryota; Metazoa; Arthropoda; Malacostraca; Decapoda; Portunidae. The record is from RefSeq and is a predicted model, not a curated record. The coding region runs from base 145 to 579 and encodes 144 amino acids.